Messenger RNA from Heteronotia binoei (common prickly gecko), 1899 nucleotides. RefSeq names its product oocyte zinc finger protein XlCOF6-like. Gene Ontology annotation, biological process: regulation of transcription by RNA polymerase II. The coding region runs from base 97 to 1899 and encodes 600 amino acids. Gene Ontology annotation, molecular function: RNA polymerase II cis-regulatory region sequence-specific DNA binding; DNA-binding transcription factor activity, RNA polymerase II-specific. Lineage: Eukaryota; Metazoa; Chordata; Lepidosauria; Squamata; Gekkonidae. The record is from RefSeq and is a predicted model, not a curated record. The transcript has 5 exons. Gene Ontology annotation, cellular component: nucleus.
UUUGCUUCCGGACUGGGAAAGAGAGCGGGAAGCGCUGCAGAGAAGCUGAAGUAGAGAAAAGCAGCGCAGCUGGAGCCUGGAAAAGUUUGCUCAAAAAUGUGGGGAUCACCUUUGAAGAUGGAAGCUACAAUCCCUGAAGAAGAAGGAGCUCUCUUGGAGCAGGGGCAGAGGGUGCAGGCGGUGGAGCAUGCCCAAGAUGCCCUCCCCUGUGGAACAGGCAGUGAAGAGAUGCUGUUGAGCCGUUGUCUUUUCCAAGGUGUAGGAACAGCUGCUGCACCCCCAAUCCAGGGUCCCUUUUCCUUUGAGGACGUGUCCGUCUCUUUCACGGAGGCAGAGUGGGCCCUGCUGGAUCCGGGACAAAGAGCUCUGUACUGGGAAGUCAUGCUGGAGAACUAUGGGAAUGUGGCCUUUUUGGCAGAAAAUGAUCAGAGGAAUGAGGAGGGGGAGGAACUUCAUCAGCAAAUGCCAGAUAGAGUGAAAAAUGAAGACUUGGAUGAAAACAGGAGUAAAGGCAGACCUAAAAGAAAGGCAAGCGGUGCUAUGGUAGAGAAGCGUGAUGGAAGAAAGUGGAAUGUACGUUUUUCAAACCAAAGGAUAUUGAAGACAAGGAAAUCCAUUCAAUGUGGAAAGUAUUUCAGAGAUAGAUCACAGCUCCUUAUAAACCAAAGAAUACACAGGGAGGAGACAGCUGACUAUUCAGAGAUGAGAAAUGAAUUCAGUCAGAGUAGCUAUCUUCAGCUUCAUCAAAAAACUCUCCAAGGAGAGAAACCUUUUAACUGCUCAGAGUGUGGAAAGAGAUUCAGUACAAGUAGCAAUCUUCAAUUUCAUCAGAGAACCCACACAGGGGAGAAACCUUUUGAAUGCUCAGAAUGUGGAAAGAGAUUCAGUCGGAGUGACAAUCUUCAAGAACAUCAGAGAACGCACACAGGGGAGAAGCCGUUUGAAUGCUCAGAGUGUGGAAAGGGAUUCAGACACAGAGGAAAUCUUCACCAGCAUGAAAGAACGCACACAGGCGAGAAACCUUUGGAAUGCUCAAAGUGUGGAAAGAGAUUCAGUCGGAAGGAUCACCUUCAAUAUCAUCAGAGAACCCACACAGGGGAGAAACCUUUUGAAUGCUCAGAAUGUGGAAAGAGAUUCAGUCGGAGUGACAGGCUUCAAGAGCAUCAGAGAACGCACACAGCGGAGAAGCCGUUUGAAUGCUCAGAGUGUGGAAAGAGAUUCAGUCGGAGUGGCGAUCUUCAAUGUCAUCAGAGAUCCCACACAGGGGAGAAACCUUUUGAAUGCUCAGAGUGUGGAAAGAGAUUCAGACACAGAGGACAUCUUCACCAGCAUGAAAGAACGCACACAGGGGAGAAGCCUUUUGAAUGCUCAGAGUGUGGAAAGAGAUUCAGACACAGAGGACAUCUUCACCAGCAUGAAAGAACGCACACAGGGGAGAAACCUUUUGAAUGCUCAGAGUGUGGAAAGAGAUUCGGUCAGAAGGCUCAUCUUCAAUAUCAUCAGAGAACCCACACAGUGGAGAAACCUUUUGAAUGCUCAGAGUGUGGAAAGAGAUUCAGUUUCAAUGGCGAUCUUAAAAAGCAUCAGAGAACACACACUGGAGAAAAACCCUUUGAAUGCUCAGAGUGUGGAAAGAAAUUCAGUACUAGUGGCCAUCUUCAAUGUCAUCAGAGAACCCACACAGGGGAGAAACCUUUUGAAUGCUCAGAGUGUGGAAAGGGAUUCAGACACAGAGGGCAUCUUCACCAGCAUGAAAGAACGCACACAGGCGAGAAACCUUUUGAAUGCUCAGUGUGUGGAAAGCGAUUCAGUACAAGGAGCAGUCUUCAAUAUCAUCAGAGAACCCACACAGGGGAGAAACCUUUUGAAUGCUUAGAGUGGAAAGAGAUUCAAUACUAG